Molecule: messenger RNA, 1390 nt
Organism: Saccostrea cuccullata (small rock oyster)
Lineage: Eukaryota; Metazoa; Mollusca; Bivalvia; Ostreida; Ostreidae
Product: testin-like
Exons: 7
Coding region: 31-1290 (419 amino acids)
Molecular function (GO): zinc ion binding
Source: RefSeq, a predicted model, not a curated record
GCUGCUGCGUUCAUUCGUUUUAAAAUUACAAUGGCUUACGGGCCGGUCCCUGUUAAUAAGAAGGUUGAGUUCCGAAUCCCAUUGAUCCCGAAACAUCAACGCUGUCUGAAAUGUGGGGAUAACUGUCCCGGCCUAGAGCUACAUUACUGGAGAAAAAUCUGCAAGAAUUGCCGGUGUUCCAGAGAGGACCAUGAUCUCCAUGGAAACGAGAGUGAUGAUGGUCAGCCAAUAGGAUUGUUUCUGGAUAGUAUACCACGCCCUACUGGUAGCAGCAGCCAAUCAACGAGUAGACCCCGCACAUCUGACCUUCCGGUCCUCACGUCUCCAGGAUCCACGAACGGUCGAUUUACGGAGAAUUCUGGGACAGCUUAUGUAGACGAUCCUAAGACACUAACUGACAUAUAUGGAUUUGAGACAGAUGUUGUGUUAUCUAGAGUUAUCUCGGAAAAUAUAAGAUCCCAGAAGUACAUAUCAAUGAUGCCCCCAGACAAACAGUUUUUCGCUGCCCAGCUGAGGAGGAAACAGCUCCAAAAACAACUCCCCCUACAUGACCUUCACCCUAAAUUCUGCAGCAGCCUGACGGAAAACGAACUCUUCAAAUUCCAGAAAUUCUGUAACAAGCGAAAGCUUAAAGCGGCGGGAGUGGGGCGGAUCAUGGAAGUUAAAGAGGCGACUAACUUUAGGUGUCAUCGCUGCAUUAAAGACAUUAUUAGCGGUGGAUUUUGUGUUUCUACUGAUCAUUUUGGUUCUGCCACAGCGUGGCAUCCAGGCUGUUUUACAUGCGCGACCUGUAACGAACUUCUGGUAGACAUGGUAUACUUCACAAGAAACGAGGAAAUAUACUGCGAACGACAUUAUGCUGAUACGAUAUACCCGCGGUGCGCUGCAUGCGACGAGAUCAUUCUCGCACGUGAAUACACACAGGCUGAGAAACAAACAUGGCACGUUGAACAUUUCUGCUGUUGGAACUGUGAUGCGCCCCUAGCGGGGCAAAGAUAUAUUGCCAAGGACGGCAAUCCUUUCUGCAUGAUAUGUUUCGAUACAUUGUAUAGCAAGACAUGUAAAACCUGUCGGAGAACUAUAACGGCAGAUUCUCCCGGACUUUCUCACGGGGAAUACCACUGGCAUGCCUGUCCACAUUGUUUUAGUUGUCAUGGAUGUGGGCGUAACCUAAUUAACCAACAGUUCCUCCUUAAAGAUGGACAACUCUUUUGUUCUGUGGACUGUAAACAGCUAACAAUGACAAUUGAUUGGUCUCAAAAUGGAAUUCAAAAUUUGCAUAUUCAUUGACAUAAACUUUACAUGAGUAACAUGACAAUAGAAAAAUUAUUAUUAUUUUUUUGUUUGUUUUCAGAAGAAAAAUAAAACUUCAUUCAAAUAUUUCCGAUAG